AUGUAUGAAGGAGAACCGGAAGACUUCGGUCGCCGAGCAAUGGGAAGAGCAACUUAUCUCAUGCAUAAUGUAAUGUUACAGAGUCCACCCAACCCAAACAAUCAACGUGUGUUUAAGCUGCGUAAUGGAAGACGCAGAGUUGCUGCGGGCCCGUUUGUGAAUCUCGCCGAGGUCGAUGUGUUCGUGGAUUUGGGCGUGGAUUCGAUUCGAGUUUGGAACGCGGGCCUUGAGCAGAAUAAUGUUUCCUCAAUUCCAGAUUUCGUUAUGACGAAAAGGCCA
This is a messenger RNA of Mesorhabditis belari, 279 nucleotides long. NCBI's taxonomy places the organism in Eukaryota, Metazoa, Nematoda, Chromadorea, Rhabditida, Rhabditidae. The record is from the annotation of a GenBank genome assembly.